Molecule: messenger RNA, 349 nt
Organism: Acipenser ruthenus (sterlet)
Lineage: Eukaryota; Metazoa; Chordata; Actinopteri; Acipenseriformes; Acipenseridae
Product: disks large-associated protein 2-like
Exons: 2
Coding region: 13-279 (88 amino acids)
Biological process (GO): signaling
Cellular component (GO): glutamatergic synapse; postsynaptic specialization
Molecular function (GO): molecular adaptor activity
Source: RefSeq, a predicted model, not a curated record
CUGGAAAAGCCAAUGAUGCAUCAGGAUAUUAAACCAUCCCUGAGGCCAUGCCAUUACCUACAGGUGCCUCAAGACGAAUGGGGAGGGUACCCAGGGAUUAACAAAGAUGAUGAGAUCCCCUGUAGGAGGAUGAGGAGUGGGAGUUAUAUCAAAGCCAUGGGAGACGAUGAAAGUGGAGAGUCUGACACCAGCCCUAAAACAUCACCAAAGGCAGCCAUUCGACCAGAUUCCCUUGUCAAAUCUGCAGGGCAGAGACCACAUGGAGACCACCAAAUGUAAGAGUUUGUAAACAUUAUCAUUAAAAACUGCAUACCACAAGCUGCAGAUAAUGUAUGCUGCAUUCAUUACU